AUGUCGAAGGUCACAGCGCGCUCACAAUGGAGCUCUCGGAGUAUGUGCAGAAAGGCUUCCAGAUGCUGGCCGAUCCCGGCUCGUUUGACUCCAGCGCCUUCACGCUUCUCCUCCGGGUGGCUUUCCAGAGCCUGCUGGACGCCCAGGCGGACGAGGCUGUGUUAGACCACCCAGACUUGAAACAUAUCGACCCAGUGGUUUUGAAACAUUGUCAUGCAGCAGCUGCAACUUACAUACUGGAAGCAGGGAAGCAAAGAGCUGAUAAAUCAACCCUAAGCACUUAUCUAGAAGACUGUAAAUUUGAUAAAGAACGAAUAGAACUGUUUUGCACUGAAUAUCAGAAUUAUAAGGAUUCCCUAGAAACCCUGCUGGGAAGUAUAGGCAGAUCUCUCCCUCAUAUAACCGAUGUUUCUUGGCGUUUGGAAUAUCAGAUAAAGACCAAUCAGCUUCAUAAGAUGUACAGACCUGCAUAUUUGGUGACCUUAAAUGUAGAGAACACUGAUUCCCAAUCCCAUCCAGAGAUUAGUUUUAGUUGCAACAUGGAACAAUUACAGGACUUAGUGGGGAAACUUAAAGAUGCUUCGAAAAGCCUGGAAAGAGCAACCCAAUUUUAACUUGGGCAAGGUAGCGAUCCGUCUGGGUCUAGAAGACGACCGGGAACUCCUUGCCGUCCUGUCGGCCAAACCAUCGUUUGUGCGACCUGGAUAUCACCUUUCUGUAAUAGAAAAAAAAAAAUCAUUUUGGAUUUAUGCCACUCAAUAAUUUUGACACUUUUUUAUGCUUGUGAAAGAUUUAAGAGGGAAAUUCUGCCUACGUAUGUGAAUCUUUAGUAUUAACUGUACAUUGAUCCAUUUUAAUCAUUUUUCAAGUCUUGCAAAAGGAAAUAGACAGUAUUUACAUUCUGAAUAAAUAAGUU
Molecule: messenger RNA, 916 nt
Organism: Molossus molossus (Pallas's mastiff bat)
Lineage: Eukaryota; Metazoa; Chordata; Mammalia; Chiroptera; Molossidae
Gene: COMMD3
Product: COMM domain containing 3
Exons: 8
Coding region: 27-614 (195 amino acids)
Biological process (GO): sodium ion transport
Source: RefSeq, a predicted model, not a curated record